Chaetura pelagica (chimney swift) is the source of this 1416-nucleotide messenger RNA. RefSeq names its product V-set and transmembrane domain containing 2B (gene VSTM2B). The record is from RefSeq and is a predicted model, not a curated record. The coding region runs from base 1 to 789 and encodes 262 amino acids. The transcript is spliced from 5 exons. NCBI's taxonomy places the organism in Eukaryota, Metazoa, Chordata, Aves, Apodiformes, Apodidae.
AUGGCUCCAAAUCCGCCUCAUUUCCCUGUGGCAGUGCGAUGGCUGGGGGCAGGGAGCGCUGCCCGGGGAGGGCUGUUGGCAGAACAAGGUGGCACUGUUGCGGCGCAGCUGCCGGCAGUGCGGGCUCGGCGCCUCGCAGCCAGCGGAGCGGGGCGCAGCGGGCGCGCAGCCCGGGACAGCCCCGCGCCGGGUCUGGGGGAGAGGGGGCAGUGGGACACUGUGGUGCCCCUGUAUCCAGCCGAGGGCUUUUUUGGGGAAACGAUGGCGUUCUCAAGAACCUCUUCAAACUUUCCCUUCAGCUGGAGCCGCGGAUCCUGGCUGCAGGGUGGCGGGAACCGGCCCGGCCUUGCCCCAGCUACCUUUACUGAAGUUCCCAAAGAUGUGACUGUUAGGGAGGGAGAUGAUAUUGAGAUGCCUUGUGCUUUCCGAGCCAGCGGAUCCACCUCCUACUCCUUGGAAAUCCAGUGGUGGUACCUUAAAGAACCCGACAGAGAACUUGCACAUGAAUUAGCCAUCAGUGUCCCUGGCAGCAGGAGCAAGGUAACAAUGAAGGAUGCAACCAAAAUCAGUGUAAGUGCAGCUCGAGCUGGGUGGCACCCACCUCUUGUACACACCGCCACCGCUUCGGCGGCCGCCGCUGCCUCCUCGGCCUCGCCGCCGUCCGGACAGGCCGCCAUCCUCCGCCAGCAGCACGGGUCAGGUACAGGACCUGUUUAUGCUACAGACCCACUCCUGUAUAUGUCCCUGUUAAUACUGCAUAAGCUUGUACAUUUAUUAGUAAACCACUGACAGACUAGACUGCUUCCUCCACUGCUCCUCAGCCAAACAAAAAAGGAACCUAUUCAAAACCAGAACGAACCCCUGACAAAAGAAGAAGUACAGUACUAAAGAUGGAAAGAGACUGAAAGAAGCAUGGUAAAUUCUACAUGGGGGGAAAACCAUAUUUUUUUUGGAUGCCACAGAAAGUAAACCACAUAGAAUAAUCCAUCUAGUUUCCAGACUAUGGUGUAAAGCCCUGCUCUGUGCAUGGCACUUACGGUUUCUCUAUUUUAAUGUAAUAUUUUUUCUUUUCUAAACCUUUCCUCUGACUCUUCAUUUUGCACGAACUGUUGAGCAGUUAUCUUUAUGACAAUAUGUAAAGAUGUUGGGUCAAAGCCCUUCCUAAGAAAGGAAAUAUUUUUAGUAGAUUAUUGUGUUUAGGUUUUUUGGAUUUCCUUUUUUCUUUUUUAAUUAAAUUAUUUCUUUUGGAGACAUUUUAAAUAAAAAGGUACAUCUUACCAUAAUUACUAUUCACUGUCAAUAAUAUUUAUUUUUAAAUGAAGACUGGAAACAAGGUAAGACAUUUGUUUAUAAGUUGUAUUGUAUAUUGCUGAAUAACAGUUGAAUAAAAAGAUUUUGAAAUAAAGUUUUUACAGA